This is a messenger RNA of Fragaria vesca subsp. vesca, 1218 nucleotides long. RefSeq lists its product as uncharacterized. NCBI's taxonomy places the organism in Eukaryota, Viridiplantae, Streptophyta, Magnoliopsida, Rosales, Rosaceae. The coding region runs from base 1 to 1218 and encodes 405 amino acids. The record is from RefSeq and is a predicted model, not a curated record. The transcript has a single exon.
AUGGUCGACGUCGAUCGGAGAAUGACCGGCCUCAACCCGGCCCACGUCGCCGGCCUACGCCGCCUCUCCGCCCGUGCCGCCGCCGCCCCAUCUACCCCCUCCACCACCAAAUCCUCCCUCCCCGUACGCAACGGCCUCCUCUCAUAUUCCUCUCUGGCGGAAAAUCUAAUCACUCAUCUUAAAAACUCGGGUAUCCAAGUCCAGCCGGGUCUAUCCGAACCCGAAUUCGCCCGCGCCGAGGCCGAGUUCGGCUUCGCAUUCCCUCCCGACCUCAAAGCCGUCCUCUCCGCCGGCCUCCCCGUCGGCCCCGGCUUCCCCGAUUGGCGCGCAUCCGGCGCUCGCCUCCACCUCAAGGCCUCCCUCGACCUCCCGAUCGCCGCGAUUUCGUUCCAAAUUGCCCGGAAUACCCUCUGGUCCAAGUCCUGGGGUCCGAGACCGUCCGACCCGGAAAAGGCUCUCCGGGUCGCCCGAACCGCCUUGAAAAGAGCGCCGCUUUUGAUCCCCAUCUUCAACCAUUGCUACAUUCCUUGCAAUCCUUGCCUCGCCGGCAACCCAGUCUUCUUCGUCGACGAGAAUCGGAUCUUCUGCUGCGGGUCGGAUCUCUCCGACUUCUUCGAGCGCGAGUCGGUUUUCCGUAAAUCCGACUCCGACCCGUGCAUCCUCAAAAAGCAACGCUCCGUCAGCGAAAAAUCCGCCGGGUCGUCCGCGAACUUCUCGCGCCGGAGCCUCGACACGGGUCUCGGGUCCGGAGCUGCCAGAACCCCGAGAUGGGUCGAGUUCUGGAGCGACGCCGCCGUGGACCGUCGCCGGAGAAACUCAAACUCAUCAUCCUCCGCAUGCUCUUCGCCGGACAGACUAUUCGACUUGCCCAGGUCGGAGUCGCCGAAAUGGGUCGACGAGUACAUUGAUCAGAUAGGAUCCGCUUUGAAACUGGGCGGGUGGUCCGACUCCGAUAUAUCCGAUAUCGUCUCGGUUUCCGCGUCCGGGUUUUUCGAAGGCGAGAUGGUCAUGUUAGACAACCAAGCCGUGUUGGACGCUCUUCUGCUCAAGGCGGACCGGUUCUCGGACUCGCUCCGAAUGGCCGGGUGGAGCUCCGAGGAAGUUUCGGACGCAUUGGGAUUCAAUUUUCGCGCGGAGAAGGAGAAGAAACCGGCGAAGAAGCUGUCCCCGGAGCUCGUGGAAAGAAUCGGGAAACUGGCCGAGUCGGUUUCCCGGUAA